Messenger RNA from Drosophila novamexicana, 4436 nucleotides. It is a transcript of the gene fus, whose product is annotated as RNA-binding protein fusilli. The coding region runs from base 667 to 3696 and encodes 1009 amino acids. The record is from RefSeq and is a predicted model, not a curated record. Gene Ontology annotation, molecular function: mRNA binding. Gene Ontology annotation, cellular component: ribonucleoprotein complex; nucleoplasm. Lineage: Eukaryota; Metazoa; Arthropoda; Insecta; Diptera; Drosophilidae. The transcript is spliced from 10 exons. Gene Ontology annotation, biological process: regulation of RNA splicing.
AGUCUGUAUGACAUGCUGCAUAUCGCUUGAAGAUGAUAUUCGAGCUUUUGUUUAAUUUAUACACGUUCAUGCGCUGCAUGUCAUGCAGCACUGUCGGGCUCCAACGCUGCAUGUCAUGCGCUGGCGCCCAGGUAGGCAGCUCACUCCAAUACACACGCACACAGCUAUUCUUCGCUCUCUUGCGCUCGCUCUCCUUCUGGUUGACACUCUCGCAUAUUGCCUUUCGACCAAAACGCGUUUACGUUCCGCGGUUUUGUCAGUCGGUUGCCGUCGCUUGUUGCUGUUAGAAGGAGACAGAGAAGGGGAGAGAGCGAAUUCCAUCUCUGUAAACGUUAAAAUUCGAUAAGCAAAUACAUUCGAUAAUUGUUUUCAGAUUGUAAUUAUCAAAUGUCAAAUUGUGCCGUAAUUUUAUCGCGUUGCAAAUACAAAUAUUGAAAAAUGGCUGGCCUGGAAUUGGAAUUUUACCGCUUGAACAAUACAAACAGGUAUAACCUAUGGAUAUCUAACCAGAGAAUGCAGUGCCAUCAGCUCCACAACGACAACAACUGGAAUUGAUAGCAAAUAGAAAGCAACCCGCCCGCUUUAAAGUUAUUUGAGCCACGGUCUCUCGAUCGAUAGAGAAAAUUGUUACUUUUUUGAGAGAUCAAAGACAAGAACCUCAUCAAUAUGCAGGUGCCCGAGCACGUCGUCUCCCUAUAUAUAGCCACCUGCGGCCAGAACGGGCCCGGUCUCGGCUCCGAUGAGAAGGAAAUCAUUCUGCUGGUCUAUGUUCUGCUGGAAGUGGCAACGGGACAGAUCAUUGGCACCAAACAAAUACUCGUACGGCCUGAUGGCUACUUCAUUAAGGAUCGCACCAUAUCUAGCUCAUCGGACAACUCGAAUGCUACAAACAACACAGCCUGCUCGCCGCCUCUAGCCAUUGGCUAUGCUGGCGAUAAUAGCUCAAAUAUUAACAACAAUAAUAAUAAUAACAACAACAUUACAACGAAUAACAUCACAAAUGCGAGCGGAAGCAGCGGGAACAGCGCCACAAACGGCAUAUGUCUGAGCACCUUGGAGAACAGCAGCGAACUCAUAUUGCCCAUUGCCGAGGCUCAAGCUGCUGGCAAGCCGCUCACCGAGGCUAUCGAAGAGUUCGAUGCCUAUUUACGCUCUCUAUCUCUGCACGAUACGGAGAUUAAACUGAUCACCGAUGGGCAGCUGCCGUUGCGCCAGUGCCUGCAUCGGGAGGCCAGCGCCAAGGACAUUGAGCUGCCUGCCUACUACAACAGAUUCAGCGAUCUGCGCAAGGAGUUUCAGCGCUACAAGUCGGGGGAUCUAUCGCGUGCCCUGGUGCCACUGAAGGACAUCAAGAAGAUGCUGCAGUCACCCGUUUUGCCCAUGCCGCAGUCGAUUGGUGAAAUGCUUAAAGAGCUCAGUGCAGCGUCUGUGGAAGAUAAUGAUUUCUAUAUACGCGAAUCUCGCGAUAUGGUCACUGUGAUUCAAACAUUGCUCCAGGCGGGUCAUAAAUUUGAUACAAAUGAGCUCGUUAAUCUAAUACUGGAACCUGGCAUUUGCUCAAUUGACGACGAGGUGGACGGCAAUUGCAUUGUGCGUGCCCGUGGUUUGCCCUGGCAGAGCAGCGAUCAGGAUAUUGCCAAGUUCUUUCGUGGACUCAACGUAGCCAAAGGCGGCGUUGCUCUGUGUCUGUCGCAGCUGGGCCGGCGCAACGGUGAGGCAUUGAUACGCUUUGUUUCCCAGGAGCACCGCGACAUGGCACUGAAACGGCACAAACAUCACAUUGGCUCCCGCUAUAUUGAGGUGUAUCGCGCCUCGGGCGAAGACUUUCUGGCCAUAGCCGGCGGUGCAUCCAACGAGGCGCAGGCGUUCCUCUCCAAGGGCGCCCAGGUGAUAAUACGCAUGCGCGGUCUGCCCUACGAUUGUACGCCCAAGCAAGUGCUGGACUUCUUUACCACUGGCGAGGCGCCGUGCCAUGUGCUCGACGGCAAUGAGGGCGUUCUGUUUGUAAAGAAACCCGAUGGACGCGCCACUGGCGAUGCCUUUGUGCUGUUCGCCAAUGAGAGUGAUUCGUCCAAGGCGCUGGGACGGCAUCGCGAGUCCAUUGGCCAACGGUAUAUUGAGCUGUUUCGGUCGACGACCGCGGAGGUGCAGCAGGUGCUCAAUCGAUCGAUGGACCCGAAGACCUAUGAGUCGAACAAUCAUGGCCAGCCGCCGUUGAUAGCACAGUUGCCCACCAUGCAGUUGCCGUUGCUGCCGCAGGUGGGUGCCGCCGCUGGCCACGCCCUCAACCCGCUGACAGCUAACGCUAGCCACGCUAACCUGUGCCCUCAACUUACCCAUGCCCCACAGCAUCUCAUCACCUCGGGCACCACCAAGAACUGCAUACGGCUGCGCGGCCUGCCCUACGAGGCCAUGGUGGAGCAUAUCUUGCACUUUCUGGACGACUUUGCCAAGCACAUCAUCUACCAGGGCGUGCAUAUGGUCAUCAAUGCCCAGGGCCAGCCCAGCGGAGAGGCCUUUAUUCAAAUGGACUCCGAGGAUUCGGCCCGGCUGUGCGCCCAGCGCAAGCACAAUCAGUUCAUGGUCUUCGGCAAGAAGUUUCGCUACAUUGAGGUCUUUCAGUGCUCCGGCGAUGAUAUGAAUCAUGUGCUCAAUGGCGGCCUCGGCUCGCCAGUGGCACCGCCGCCGCAUCCGGGCCAUGCGCAUUUGGCCGCUGCCGCCGCCGCUGCUGCUGCUGCUGCUGCCGCCGCCGCUGCGGGCAAACAGCCAUCGCUGCUCUCUCCGGGUAUGUUAGCUCAACCGCCGCCGCCACCCACCGGCGCUCAGGGCAUCGGCUCACACUCCCAUACACACGCACACUCACAUUCACACACGCAUGCGCACGCACACACACAUGCCGCUGCCGCGGCCGCAGCUGCUGCAGCUGCUCAUCAUGCUUUGCAAACAUCGCCGGUGGCCGCUGCCGCCGCUGCUGCCUCCAUGCUGGGCGCCACCUCACAUGCACCGCUCACCGCCGGCACGGCGAGCGGUCUAGCCGGCUUUAUGACGGCCUCGCCCACGGCCACCAUAUCCAGUCACUCCUCGCUGGGCUCACUGUCCAGCAGUGGCUUGGCCCAGGGUGGCCUCUCAGCGGCACAUGCCGGCUAUGCCUUUAAUCUCUCGCUGCCGCCCCUGGCUGGCGGUCAUUCGGCAGCCGCCGCUUCCAAUCCGGCGCUGCUCGCCCAACAGCAGGCACAGUUUAUAGCGCAGCAGAGUCUGCUCGCGCGUCAACAGGCGGCCGCUGUGGCCGCGGAGCAGCAGCAUCAUCAGCUCUAUGCAAAUGCCCAAAUGCUGCAGCACCAUCCGCUCUAUAUGCAGCAUCCGGGCGCCGCCGCUGCCGCUGCCAUGGGCGGCCAGCCGCAAUUUGUGCUCAUGCAGCGACCCUAUCUGCAGCCCUUUCAGCUGGGCUACAUGCCCACCGCGGGGGGCUAUCAGUUCGCCGGCGCCAGCUCGGCCGCACAGAGUGCCAGUGCAGCUGGGGCCGCGAGUGCCGCUAACAAUGCCGCCUUGGCGCUUCAAUCACAUUCCAUGAAGCGCUCCUAUGAGAAUGCCUUUCAGCAGGAUCCGACUGGAGCAGCGGCUGCAGCAAGUGCUGCCAAGCGUGCUUUGACCCGAGCGCCAAGCAGCGUUUACUCUUACUAUAAUCCGGGCAUUUAGUGGGGCUUAAUCAUGAUUGAUGGCUUGAUUGACUUCAAGCUCAUUUCGACUGGUUCUGUCUGUUAUCAAUCAUGGGUGAUUGUUGAAACUGCAGCUUUUCAAACAUAUUCCAUUUGGGCACUUGGAGCUUUUUGGUUGUUCUUUAUCAAUCACAUUUGAAUGAUGUGAAACUCCAACACUUUCAGCACACUCCAAGUCAUUUUGAUUUAUUCUCAAUCAUUUUUGAUUGCGAAAAAGAAAUAAAACGCUUCAAGUAAAAGCAACUUUUAUUUGUAUUUUAUCAAUCAUGAUUGAUUGGUCAAUUUUUACAUAAAUGACACUCCGACACUUCAAGCACAUUCCAAGGCUUAACAUAUUUUUUGUUCGUUAUCAAUCAAGAUCGAUUGAUUGACGCUUAUCAAAUUGAGCCUCUUCUUUUAUCAGGCGACAAUGUUUGCAAUGCAUCUUGAGUGGCAAAAAAUGCAAUCCAUAUACAUAAAUACCAUAGCUCAUCUUGGCCACACACACACACACACACAUACACAUAUCAGACAUUUUGUUAGCGCUUAAAUUCGUUUUUUUUAUUGUAAAUUUUUAUAGUGAAAUUUCGUAGUCGUAAGUCUAAGUCUUUUACAAAUUCAAGCGAAAAGUAAACGGAAAUACUUUUAAGCCUUUUGUCUAAGGUCUAAGCAUUGCACACAAACACGCACACAUACUGCACACACACACACACACACACCCACAAACACACACAUACACUA